Molecule: messenger RNA, 5077 nt
Organism: Exserohilum turcica Et28A
Lineage: Eukaryota; Fungi; Ascomycota; Dothideomycetes; Pleosporales; Pleosporaceae
Exons: 4
Coding region: 267-4586 (1439 amino acids)
Molecular function (GO): GTP binding
Source: RefSeq, a predicted model, not a curated record
CACGCAUCCACACCUCUCCUCCAUCCUCCGCCUCCUGCUCCUGCUUCUGCACAUCCGCCUCAGCGCUCUGUGGGUGCCUUUCGCUUCUUUUUUGCCUUGUAUUUGACCCGCGCCCGCGCCCUCUCGCUCGCUCGCUCUCGCGCAUCUGCUGCUCUGCCUGUGCGCGCCCGACCGACUCCUUGAGGGAGCCUGCUGCUCGGCUGCACUCGACAACAAAGCCUGACAAGGCCUCUCUGUACGCGAGCGAGCAGCUCCGAGGCGCAAGCAUGUCGCAAAACGAAGGCGUGUCGCCGCUGCGCAUCAACAAGACGCCGACGCCCUCGCCCACAAAGGGCAAUGGCCGUCCGCUGUCCGAGAUCAGCCCUCACGAGCACCGCAGGAACUCGCCCAGCUGGAACCAGUCAACAAAGAAGAUCCAGCUGUCCAAGGAGAGCUCGCCCUACCGCGACUCGUCGCCCUUCACCCACAGCCCCCGCCUCUUCUGGAAGGAGCAGACCACAUCGCCCAAGAGCCGCUUCGAAGCGUCCGAGAACGAGCACGAGAUUAGCUCACCGCUCUCGCCCAAGCGCAACUCGAUUGAGAACCUCAAGAAGCAGUCACGUGUAAAGAACAGCAGCAUGUUCGCCCGCGAGCAGAAGCACGAGUACGAUCCCACCUUGGUCCAGCCCCUCGACCGCCCCCUCGCUGCAGGACGUCCCCUCAGCACCGUCAUUCAGGGCAACGCAUACGGCGGCAGUGGCCUGCCCCUCAAGGGCUUCCCACACGCCCGCUCCGAGAGCCAGACAAAGAUACCCGUCCUCAGCCCGGCCAAGACCUCCCCAGCGAAGCUCCCCACACAGUCGUCUUUCGCGUCGCCGGCAAAGUCACCGCCACAAGAGGGCCGCGCAUCGCCGACCAAGUCGUCGCUCGUCAGCAACGGGCGCUUCAACUCGCCACAGUACAACGGCGACUCCAGUGCCGUCUUCUCCGACGACGAGGACAACGUGCAACAGACCCCCCGCCCGCUGCGUCGCCAUGCUAAGAGUGUGACCUUCGACACCAAACCUCCCCAAAUCACAGAGUUUGAGAUGGUCACACCCGACCCGUCUGUGACAACCGCGUCAAGAGAUGGCAGCUACGACUCGGAAGAGGAGACGGAGGAGGAGAUGAGCUUCGACCAGGACGACAGCUUUGAUGCGUCCCUCGAGGACACCGACAAGACGCCUGUCGUGCUGCCAGAGGACUGGCGCCACAUGAGCCCCGAUGCCGCCGACACUUCCCUCACCGAUACCUACGACGACGUUUUUGAAGGCCGCGAGAACAGCCCGAUGCCCUCCGCGAAUCCCAAUGGCCCGCGAUACGAAUCACGUCUGGGCUCCACGGCCUCUGAUGGCGACGCUAGGCCACUUCCUCCUCUUCCUGGCUUCUCUGCACAAGACGGCAGCCGGCGGCGCGACUCGAGCGUUGGCUUGUCCGCUGCUGCUGAACGAGUCAACGACAGGCGGCGGUCCCUUCCUCAGCUUCCGCAAGCUGCUGGUAUCUCUAAGAGCGAUCUCCUCAACAUGCGCGAAGUCUCCAUGACACUUGAGGAUCGAAUGCGUUUGCUGAACGUUGAAAAUGACCGCGACACAAGUACACCCACACAAGAGAUGCAGGACAAGAAGAACAAGCAGGCUGAGGAGGACGUUACAGAGGCGGAUGUGGAUCAGUCGGAGAUCACUGCCGAGGAACUGAGACUGGUGCCGCGCAUCUCGCGCGAAUCCAUUCUGCGCCGCGUCAAGAGCCGCAAUUUCCAGGAUGGCGAAGGCGACGACUCCGACGCGGAAUACAGCAACUUUGAGCCAGAGUACAGUCCUGAGCGCAGCUAUGGCGAUCUUGCUGACCUGGAUCCCGACGUUCCUAUUCCUUCGCGCGAACCUUCGUCCAACUUUGACGAGCACCCACGCCAGGCUUCUCACAGUGAAGCAGACAGCGUUGUCGACGCCUACAACUAUGGAGAUGUAGCCCAUGGGGAUCCCGCCGACGCAACAGACGUAGAUGGUAGCUCCAUGUCCGACCUUGAAGACUAUGAGCGCGAGUCAUCGGUUAUCCACCAUCCUAUGCCGCAAGAGUCGGAAGACGAAGACGACGAGAGCCAAUACUCUCCUGUCCCAGAGGAGCAGCCAACAUCGCAGAGCACUAUCGACUCUUCCGGCCCACCAACACCGACUGCGGCCCCUUCUUCACCUGUCGCGGAGAAGAAGCAGGAUGAGCAAGACCACUCGUACUGCAACUUUGAAGACAAGGACACGGACCUCAGCCUCGAUCCCGUCAAGGCUCCAUUGGACACUGUCCCAGGCCCGCUCGACAAUGCUCCCAAGCUAGAGGCCAUGCGCGAAAGUCUUCAAAGACCUGUCACCCCAGAGCCGGCGGACGCUGAGGACGACGAUUCUGAAUCGGAUGCGCCCAGCACUCCAGGCUCUGUCAUUCGGCAUCCCAUUCCCCAAUCACCUCUCCCUAAUGAAGAUAUUGAGGUUCCCCAACGCGAGGCAACCAUCAGGGGUGCGGGCGGAAAACUCAAGACACGCCCGUCGCUUAUUCCCGACGAGGUUGACAUGGCCGCCACCCGUCGUCAAGUCAGUGGUGGAUUUGCUCCGCCUGUUCCCGAGCGCAGCCCCAAGCGCCAAUCCCUUGGCCUGGACAUGAGCAAUGUUGACGAGGAAGAUUCACAGUUGAGCCUUACCACCAGGGAGAACCGCAUGCUUGAUCUCAAGCUCGGCGAUCUUAAUCUUGGAGACGAUUCCAAUGAUCUCAGCUUUGGGCUUGACAAGGAAUUUGACCACAUCAUUGCUUCACAGAAGAAGGGAUACAUGAUGCGUGAGAACACCAAGGUGGUGGUUGCAAGCAGUCGGCAAUUUAGUGACGAGAAGCCUCCCACGGGUGAUGGCGCCCCCGAAUCAGUCGCCCGAAUCACUUCGCGUAAGGCUAGCAUCGAGCGCAAGCCUUGGACAAAAGAGCCUUGGAAUGGCAAGCCCCGACGCAAGAGCAUUCGCACUGCCUCGGGUCGACGGGCCCGGACUUCCGAAGGUCCUGCUCCACCCCUUCCUGGCCAGGACUCGGCUGUCUCUGGGGGUCUGGGUGCGGUUGCUGAGCAGAGCGCUGAUGAUCAGUUUGAGGAUGGCGAGGAGCGCGGCAGAGUCUUUGUCAAGGUGAUUGGUGUCAAGGACCUCGACCUUCCCCUUCCCAAGAAGGAGCGUGUCAACUUCCAACUAACCCUUGACAACGGCCUGCACUGUGUCACCACGGCUUGGUUAGAGCUUUCGCAGUCUGCUCCGAUUGGCCAAGAAUUUGAGCUUGUUGUCCUUGACGAUCUCGAGUUCCAGCUUACGCUCCAGACAAAACUGGAGCCUCCAGUAGCACCGCAGGUUGUUGUUCCACCCACCAAGAUUGUGAACCACAAAAAGUCGCACUCGGCCUUCCGCAAUCUCCUCUCGUCGCCAAAGAAGAGAAAGGAGCAGGAGCGCAAGGCGCAAGAAGAGGCCGAUCGCAUCGCGCUUCAGGAGCAGCAGGAGGCUCAGGCGGCCGCUAAGCGCAACUACCAGGCGACGGCGUGGGACCUCCUCCAUGACUUGGUCGGACCCGAUGGAUCCUUUGCACGUGCCUAUGUUUGCCUCAGCAACCACGAGAACCAAGCCUAUGGCCGGCCGCUCACCGUUGAUGUUCCGUGCUUCAACGAGUGGGCCGUGGACAACACCGGCGGAAGCAGCGUCAAGAGCAAGCGUGGGGGUGUUGUUCGCCGUCCUCCUUACCGAGUCGGCAAGCUUACUCUGCAGCUGUUGUACGUGCCGAGGCCGAAGAAUGCCAAAGAUGAGGAUAUGCCCAAGAGCAUGAACGCUUGCAUUCGCGAGCUCAAGGAGGCUGAACAGGUCAAGGACAUUAGCUUCGAGGGUACAUUGAGCCAGCAAGGUGGCGACUGCCCGUACUGGCGUCGACGGUUCUUCCGCUUGGAAGGCACCAAACUGACGGCGUAUCACGAAUCCACGCGGCAGCCUCGCGCGACCAUCAAUCUGGCCAAGGCUUCGAAGCUUAUGGACGACAGGUCCGCGCUUCAGCAGCCGUCUGCGACCAAGAGUGGGGGCCGCAGAAAGUCUGGCUUUGCUGAAGAUGAAGAGGGAUACAUGUUUGUUGAAGAGGGAUUCCGCAUCCGCUUUGCCAACGGCGAGGUCAUUGACUUUUACGCCGACAGCCGCGAGCAAAAGGAGGCCUGGAUGAAGGUUCUCUCCGAGACUGUUGGCAAGGACAUUGCUCAGAAUAAGGGCUGGGCUGCCAUGGUCCUCGAGAAGGAGCGCAAGGAACGCAAGGAGCGUGCACAGCUAGCAUCGACUCAACCCACAACGCCGGCGUCGAACGUUAGUCGUCCUGGUCACACACGCACUCAGUCGCAUGAUGUGCAGCCCGCCAAACCUAGUUCCAGCCCUGUCAAGGGUCACGCUCGGACACAAUCGCAUGCGCCAGCGCCACCUCUGAAGGAUGUGCGCAUGUCACAUGCGCCAACGCCACGGCCGCGAACGCAAGAGUCGGCGGCGAGGUCAGGACGCAGAGAUCAGGUUCGAUCGAUGAUUUUCUAAAGUCCCACUAUUCCUCUUCAUCAUCGAUACCCAUUCCUCUAUUUCCAUUGUUGGACACACUUACUUACUGGCAUCUCUUUGCGUUUUAGCUUCGCCAAUACUCUUCGCUUUCGCACCGACUCAGAUUGGGGUUUUGGCGACGUGGAAAGGGAAGAAAGGUUUUGACGGGCGCAGGUGCUGCGCAUCUGUUCCCCGAGUCAAACACGCCCGUACGCUGAUCCAAGCGACUGUUUUCAUUUUAUGAGGGCGUAUCCAUUAUGGUCCGAGACCGCGCUAGUCGGGUUGCUGCAGUGUGGUGUUGGUGGUGUUUUGUGUGUCCUAGCUGUUCGUGUCUUGUUGCAUCUUGUUAUCAUUGCUUGCGUCUUUUCUUUCUUUCUUUCUUUCUUUCGACUAGGUAUUGGAUGGCUUUGGCGUUGAGGUGGGGGCGGCUAUGGGAUCAUGAGAUUCUGCGUAAUGAUUCGAUUAGUAGCGAUGAAGAUGAUGAUGUAGUG